Messenger RNA from Lachancea thermotolerans CBS 6340, 5556 nucleotides. RefSeq names its product Ecm29p (gene ECM29). The coding region runs from base 1 to 5556 and encodes 1851 amino acids. The transcript has a single exon. Gene Ontology annotation, cellular component: cytoplasm; nucleus. The record is from RefSeq and is a predicted model, not a curated record. Gene Ontology annotation, biological process: proteasome assembly. NCBI's taxonomy places the organism in Eukaryota, Fungi, Ascomycota, Saccharomycetes, Saccharomycetales, Saccharomycetaceae. Gene Ontology annotation, molecular function: molecular adaptor activity.
AUGAAGGGACCAAUGAUGUUGAGCGAGAGCCAGGAGCUUCAACUCAUAGAAAAGGUUGACUUGAGAUUUGUUCUAGCUUCAUCAGAAGAUGCUUUGGAACGCAGCCUAGAUACUUUUUUUCCGGCAUUGUUGCUGAAGCUGGACUCGCCCCAUGGCUCAGCUAGGGUGGCGGUAUUCAACAGUAUUAAAAAUGUAAUGGGACGCAUAAGCUCGUUAACAAGCGUGAAGCUACCCGUAAAGAAGCUGAUAGUUCAAGCUAAGACCUGGAAACCUUCAGGUGAUCACUCAGAAAAUUCGGUGGGGUUAUACAGUCUUCUUUUUGCAUCGAAGGGUGUCGAUCGACUAUCCCCCGAAGAAAAGACAGAACUAAUUCCUGAAGGAAUAAAAGGAAUAUCUGCUCUCCCAGUCUCACUGAAACCUCGCAUGUUCCACAUCCUUUGCAAGCUACUUUUGAGCUGGAAGGCGCCUACAGAGAGUUCAGAAGAUUCUGCCAAGACAUUUUUAACAAUUGGCAGCGCUCUUGAUAGAUCAUAUCUGUUCCAAAAGUUUAGACAGUUCUUUUUCUUGAACCCUCUAAAGCCGGAACUAGGAUCAGCUGCUAUCCCUCGAGGUUACAGCUGUCCUGGUUUGAACGUUCAAGAAGUUGAAUUUUUCACUUUUAGUGCUGGUGUUAGCUUCACCCGUGAUAGCCUGUCGACUUACAAAAGAGCUAUUUUCACUUUCAUGACACGCGCCUUUGCCCUGGAAGAUCGGGCUCUCCUCGAAUUUCUUGUUGUUGUCUCGGCAGAUUCUACGGACCUAUCUGAUCAGGCUAUUGCACUAGUAAAGAAAUAUCAGGUUCCAUAUGAGGACCAGCAGUUUGUUGACACCCUCAUAGGGCUUUAUAUUGGAGAAAGGUUAACCAACAGACCACCUGUUGGUCGCGAGUUACAAGAGGUAAUAUUAUCGAUUUUAAUCAAAAGCGUCUGUGCAACCAAAAGCCCCGGAAAAGUCUCUCUUAUCUGUUCCAUGGGACUAAAUUCUACGCACUAUAAGUUGCGUUCUCUCUCUCUAACAUUUGUGCAGCAUGUGGCUAGACAUAAUUAUGAGGCCUUGACAUUCCAAGAUACACAGUCUGACUAUUCAGUGAAUAUUGCCUCUUUGAUACGCAAUAACUUGCAUGGCGAGGGUUGGCCUCAGUACCAGCUUAACUCUUCUGUUCCCAACUUCAAUAUUGGGCUCGAACAGCGCCGAAGACAGUAUGAAACGUUAGGUGUUGUUUUGAAGCAAGACCCUCAGCUUCUCAUGGAUUUCUCAUUUAUUGAGUUCCUUUUCGAUUCUCUAAAAAGUGAUCUCAGAGAAUUCAGGAAAAGCAUUCAAGAAACCUUGAACUCCCUGUGUGUGCACGUUGCCUGCUUACCAGAGGCAUCAAAAUUCAAGCUUAGAACUCUAGCAAAAAAGUUGCUUGCUGACAACUUUGACGUGGUGUAUGGUGACAAAGAGGCUAUCGAUGCCCUCAUGUACUGUCGGGCAGUGGCAAUUAAAUUUGUAAAUUCUGCGUUUCCUUUUGAUGACAGUGAGGCUAGACUGCUAAAUGUAAUGGGGCUUUUCAGAGAAAAUAGACAUGAUAUCAGAGAAGAGUCGACGAAAGGUCUUCAUCCUUAUUGGUUUAAAAUGACACAAUGCAUAAACAGAUCAAAGACCGGAGUGCUCGAAGAUUUCAAAUCUCCGAGUACUAAUGAGGUCAUUUUCCCAGACGUUCGGAGUUUGAUGGAUUUGUUUCAGUCUCAAAUGGAGCAUUCAACGGAUGUCAAGACAAGCGCUUUGUUCCAAAGUUUUGACUACGGUGCAAACUUUGUGUUUCAAACCUUAAUAAGUCAGGCAAUCGUUGGAAAGAAGUCCAGUGUACUUCAAGAUGAAUUCUGGCAUCUUCGGGUUGCGCAUGCUAUCCAGUCGGACAGUAAUGUCCGUUCACUGGUCGAGAGUGAAGUUUUAAGUUUGGAUUCAAACGUCCUCUCAACAUUUACCCACAUGUUGUUGAGUCAUUUCGUGGGAAGAGAAAGUAGGUCUGAGAAUAAUUCCGUGAACAACGAAACGUUUUCUAUGGGGUUUGUUUCUCUUUUCUUUGCAAGUUACAUGAAUCAUAGCAUGCUUCAAAAGAUGAGUGACUUUCUCCCAAAACUGUUUGAACUCUUGCAUCGGUAUCUCUUACUUUCGGAAGCUGACAUAGAAUGCGCAGCAAAAAUUUAUGGAAUUAUUCAAUCAUCAAAUUUUAGUGAUGGUACUGCUUCUCGUAUGGCAGAAGCUACUCGUGUGCCAAUAGAGUCAGGAGACUUUGUACCCGCAAUCCUCACCUCAAGUUUCACUUUACCAUUACUGGGGCUUCAGGAAAAGGCACUAACAGCUGAAGAGGCUUUGCCGCUUAUUGAUAAGGUUAUUGUUUCCCUGGAAGUUACAGAUUUGAAGCCCAACGGUCUUAGAUGUUUAGACCCCAUUUUAAAGUUUGGCCUUCUAAGGCUUUUGAGUAAAGAAAAAAGAAAAGCUACUGUUCAAAGAGUUAUGAUAGCUCUGCGCAGAUAUCCUCUUAGAACGCAACCCACCAUUCAAGCAUGGUCUCAACUUUCUCUUUAUGCCGCUGAGUUCGGCUUUAUUGAUACCUUUUUCGACGCAUUGGAGGAGUCCCAUUUAUCGAAAGAGGUGGACGUUCUUUUCUUCGCUGGAGAGGGCAUGACCGUUCUUGCUGGUGGAUGGAACUCUUCCAUUCUUAGAGAUAAGGAAUACCUGAAAAAAAACGAGCUUGACUUUUUGACUAAUACGUUUGGUGAUACAAGUUCUGAACUCAUCAUUGGUAAACUGCUAGUUUUAUGUGAAGCCUCGAAACCUUCACUCCGUAAAGCAGCAUGUAUUUGGUUACUGUGUUUUGUCCAAUAUUUAGGGCACACUGAUUCAGUUCGUACUCAUGCACGGAAGAUCCAUGUCAGCUUUGCACGCUUCCUCGCAGAUAAUGACGAUCUCGUGCAGGACUCUGCUAGCAGAGGUCUUGGUUUAAUUUACGAUGUCAGCGACAAAGACCUGCAGGAAGAAAUGCUUAAAGGGCUUUUUAAAUUCUUCAUCGACCCUAAAGCUGCGCUGGAUAUGAGUUCCGGUACCAUUUCUUCAGAAUCGCAAUUAUUUGAGCCCGGUACAAUGAAUACAGGAGAAGGGUCUAUUUCUACUUACAAAGAUCUUCUCAGUCUUGCCAGUGAAGCUGGCGACCCAUCGUUGGUUUACAAGUUUCUCCCACUUGCCAGGAACACGGCUUUAUGGUCUUCAAGAAAAGGCGUUGCAUUCGGGCUUACAUCUAUAUUUUCGAAGUCGUCUGUUGACGAGUUUUUGCGCAGUACCCCCCAUGCAUCUCAAAAGCUUAUACCUUUACUUUACAGAUAUAGGUUUGAUCCCUUCAAAAAUGUUUCAGAGGCAAUGAAUGGCAUUUGGAAUGCCCUGGUUGAUAACACAUCUGCCACAAUAACGGAAUACUUUGAUGAAAUACUGAACAGCAUUUUACAGGGAAUAGGUGGUAAAGAUUGGAGGGUUCGAGAGGCAAGCACCACUGCAUUGAUAGAUUUAUUGGAGAUCACGAAUGAAAAGCAAUACCAGGAUAAAUUAGAGGAAAUAUGGACAAUGGCAUUUCGGGCCAUGGAUGACAUAAAAGAGAGUGUGCGUUCUGCCGGUAUAAAGGUCACAAAGAUUCUUUCCAAGAUUUUGGUACGCUCUGUGAAACACGACGACAUUAAUGGAAAAUCAUCGCAGCCAAUCUUGGAGAAACUUAUCCCGUUCUUCCUCGGACACAAGGGCCUCAAUAGUGAUGCUGAAGAAAUAAGAGCAUUUUCGCUAGAGACCUUGCUUGUACUUAUAAAAGAGGCAAGUUCUGCGGUCCGCUCAUUUGCUCCAUCACUCAUUUACGAAUUCCUGCUUCUUUUGUCCCCGCUUGAACCGCAGGUUGUGAACUAUUUGACAAUGAACGCCGAAAAGUACAACCUCAAUACCUCCGAUGUCAACGCACAGAGAGCUCUUGGUGUUCAGCAGUCUCCUAUAAUGAGGUCCAUUGAGACUUUAGUGGGUAAUUGUGACACUGGCUUGCUUCCUUCGGUUGUUGACAAGGUGAUUAAAGCUUCAAAGAAAUCCGUGGGUCUCCCUUCCAAAAUCGGAUCAUCCAAAGUUAUAUCACUAUUGGUCCUACAGAAUCCUACUAGUCUUUCAGAAUUUGGUUCCAAGUUACUAAAAACAUGCUUCUCUGGUCUCAAUGAUCGGAGCUUUACGGUAUCUGAGGCGUACACCGUCUCUUUUGGACGGGUUUGUAAAGUGUGCAAGCCCGGGAAAGUGGGAAAAUAUGCAGGAAAACUUACAGAGAAAUAUUUCAAUUCUGAGGACAGCAGUUCAAGGGUUAUAGCUGGGAUGGCGAUUAUGUCGAUGUUCAAAUAUUCUACUGAAAUGUUCCAGAAUGUGGAAUCGGCGCUUCUGCCUCUGGUUUUUAUUGGUAUGCAUGAUAGUGACGAUGUGGCAGAAACCUAUACAAAAAUCUGGAACGAAUCGACGUCCUCGAGUUCAGGAACCGUAAACCUCUAUUUGGAAGAGAUUAUUAGCCUGGCGGCUCAACGUCUUAAGUCUAACAAUUUCAACAUCAAGAUAACAUGCGCUAAGAGCGUUUGUGAGGCUUGUGCUCAAGCAAGCGUUGAAACCCCGCUCAACACCAUUCCGCAACUUUUUAAAGUGAUCCUGGAAACAACUCAAGGGCGAGCGUGGCAAGGUAAGGAGACGGUAGUAGAAACGCUUGUGGUUCUCGCAAGAAAGUUCAAACCCUUUUAUCUGAAUAGUACGGCGAUUCGCAGUUCUGUUGAAAGCAGGCUUAUAAAUGAAAUAUCGCGCACUAAUUUUGGUUAUGUCCGUGAUGUAAUUUUCACUUCACUCUCUUACAGCGCUGACUUUUGGAGUCCGGCUCUUCAUGAAAAGAACCUUGAAGUGGCGAUGCACAUAAUCGAGAGAAUAGAUAACGGGGCUGAUGAAACUGCCUCUGACGAAAAUUUGGAUGAAUCAAACUACAAGAAACAACGGGUAUCCACUGACGUUAACCGCAAGUCCCGGAAGGAUAACGUGGCAAGCGAGGAAUACAAAAUUAAACUACUUAAAAAGGUUGUCCUACUGUACCGGAUGUCAGAUGAUGGCGACUUAUCUCAACGUACUCUUGAAGCUAUCACAAAGGCCUCCCUAAAUCUGUUCGAAUCCAGUAACAUAAUUUUUACCUGGAGGAGUCAAAUCGCAGUGUGUGAGCUGGGCUCUGCUAUUUUAGAGAGGGCGCCUCAAGGGUUGACCGAAGGUGAGCAGACUUGCUUAAAAGAACUGUGGACCAAAUCGUUUGCACAGGCAAGCAGCCCAGAGUCUAUUGAAAACGUGAAGAUACAAUGCGUUAGGUUUGGGAAAAGCUUGCUAGAGAAGAAGGUUAAUUUUUGGUUUAUUGUGGAAAACGAUCUGCGGCGUUUGAUGCACCUUGACCCCUCUCCUGUGGUAUCAGUAGAGUUGAAAAAUGCUGGUGUGGUUUAG